AGUCAGCCAAUGGGAAAUGGCCGUCUGAAAGCAAAGUAACCUCUGCGAGUGUGUAUGCGUGUCAUGUUUUUGGUUGUCAAAAAUGGUUCAAGCCGGUUCGAAAAAGUCACAAAUUACAAGAAUAAAUAGUAAAACAGGAAUAAACAGUCUGAUCAUUUUCGUAGUUCUGUUACUAGCAUGGAUAGCCGGCUUCUCAUCCCGCCUGUUCGCGGUUAUAAGAUUUGAAAGUAUAAUUCACGAAUUCGAUCCAUGGUUCAACUACAGAGCAACCGCCUAUAUGGUAAAACAUGGUUUUUACAACUUUUUGAAUUGGUUCGAUGAGCGAGCAUGGUACCCUUUGGGGCGCAUUGUGGGAGGCACGGUGUACCCAGGCCUCAUGAUCACUUCCGGAAGCAUACACUACGUUUUGCAUUUGCUGAACAUAAAUGUACAUAUACGUGACAUUUGUGUGUUCUUGGCACCAAUAUUCAGCGGUCUGACGGCCAUUUCGACUUACUUCCUGACCAAAGAAUUGUGGUCAGCAGGUGCUGGCCUUUUUGCAGCGUGUUUUAUUGCCAUUGUGCCUGGUUACAUCAGUCGUUCUGUCGCUGGAAGUUAUGACAACGAAGGAAUCGCCAUUUUUGCCCUACAGUUUACUUAUUUCCUUUGGAUUAAGUCUGUUAAGACUGGAUCCGUGUUUUGGGCCGUCGCUGCGGCGUUAUCUUAUUUCUACAUGGUGUCCGCUUGGGGAGGUUACGUAUUCAUAAUCAACUUGAUCCCCCUUCACGUGUUUGUAUUACUAUUGAUGGGACGCUUUUCAAACAGACUUUUCACUAGUUAUACGACUUUCUAUAUUCUUGGAUUAAUUUGCUCGAUGCAAAUUCCGUUCGUUGGUUUUCAACCCAUCCGUACCAGUGAACACAUGGCUGCAUCUGGCGUUUUCGCUCUAUUAUUUGCCGUAGCAACCCUCAAGUACCUGCAAUCGAUUCUGUCCAAAUCAGAAUUUAAAUCUUUAGUUAUAUUCGGAGGCUUAGUCUCUGCUGGUAUAGUUUUCCUGACGGUUGUUGGGUUGACGUACGCUGGAUACGUCGCACCAUGGAGUGGAAGAUUUUACUCUCUGUGGGACACUGGGUAUGCUAAAAUUCACAUACCCAUCAUAGCAUCCGUGUCUGAGCAUCAACCCACCACAUGGUUUUCGUUUUUCUUCGAUUUACACAUCCUAGUGGCGACUUUCCCCGCCGGUUUGUGGUACUGCAUCAAGAACGUAAAUGACGAGAGAGUUUUUGUGAUUCUGUAUGCUUUGAGUGCUGUGUAUUUCGCCGGAGUGAUGGUACGACUAAUGCUAACCUUGACACCUGUAGUAUGUAUACUGAGUGGUGUCGCGUUUUCCGGUUUACUUGAGCUGUUUUUGCGCGAAGACGACACCCCUAGAAACGAAGAUAGUGAAGACGAGGACCAAUCACCUCCUAAUAGUAGACGAUUAUACGAUAAGGCUGUUGCUGGACGUGUGCCAAAAAUGAAACAUGAACAAAACAAGGAAUCUGAUGGAAUCGGUCCUAAUAUACGUAGCAUUGUUACUGUAGUAAUUAUGUUGUUACUGAUGUUGUUCGCAGUACAUUGUACAUGGGUUACAAGCAACGCGUACUCAAGCCCUAGCAUUGUUCUGGCUUCUUAUAGUAGCGACGGAUCCAGGCAGAUCUUGGACGACUUCAGGGAGGCGUACUUUUGGUUGUCGCAGAAUACCGCAGAUGACGCGAGGGUUAUGAGUUGGUGGGAUUAUGGAUAUCAGAUAGCUGGGAUGGCUAACCGGACUACACUGGUUGACAAUAAUACGUGGAAUAAUAGUCACAUAGCACUGGUAGGCAAAGCUAUGUCGUCCAAUGAAACUGCCGCUUACGAGAUUAUGACUGCUUUGGAUGUUGAUUAUGUGCUUGUUAUUUUCGGUGGUGUGAUUGGGUACUCGGGGGAUGACAUCAACAAGUUUUUGUGGAUGGUGAGAAUCGCAGAAGGCGAGCAUCCAAAAGACAUCCGGGAAAGUGACUAUUUCACCGAACAUGGCGAAUUUCGAGUAGAUGCAGAGGGCGCUCCUACCCUUCUAAACUCAUUAAUGUACAAAUUGAGUUACUAUCGUUUCGGAGAAUUGAAACUGGAUUACCGUACACCGGCUGGGUUUGAUCGAACACGCAAUGCUGUUAUCGGCAAUAAAGACUUCCAACUCACUUACCUGGAAGAAGCAUAUACGACUGAGCAUUGGCUGGUGCGGAUAUACAGGGUGAAAAAGCCUGAUGAAUUUAAUCGACCUCGAAUCCCGGUAGCAAACAGGGUGGUCAAGUCUCAGAAUUUCGUCUCGAAGAAGAGCUCCAAACGUAAAAAGGGUACGAUAAAAAAUAAACCUGUAAUCGUAAAAGGUAAGAGACUGUCUACAAAGCAGGUGUAAAAUAGUGUGCAGAAGAUUAACGAAUCAGUUUAAUUGUUGUUAGUUAUUGUUUAAUAUCACGUUUGGUUGAACAUACAUUUUUGUUACUGUGUAUGAAAUAUUUUAGUUGACGUUCAGGAAGUUCUUCUGCUGUAAAUUGAGAGGUUAUCUUUUCACUAUGUGAUAAUUGAUAAUUGUGUAAAAUAAAGGUAAUAAAUCUUUUUGCACUGUA
Molecule: messenger RNA, 2627 nt
Organism: Zophobas morio
Lineage: Eukaryota; Metazoa; Arthropoda; Insecta; Coleoptera; Tenebrionidae
Gene: Stt3B
Product: dolichyl-diphosphooligosaccharide--protein glycosyltransferase subunit STT3B
Exons: 12
Coding region: 83-2416 (777 amino acids)
Biological process (GO): post-translational protein modification
Cellular component (GO): membrane
Molecular function (GO): dolichyl-diphosphooligosaccharide-protein glycotransferase activity
Source: RefSeq, a predicted model, not a curated record